Pneumocystis murina B123 is the source of this 1764-nucleotide messenger RNA. RefSeq lists its product as hypothetical. The coding region runs from base 16 to 1764 and encodes 582 amino acids. Gene Ontology annotation, cellular component: nucleus; cytoplasm. Gene Ontology annotation, molecular function: GTPase regulator activity. The transcript is spliced from 5 exons. The record is from RefSeq and is a predicted model, not a curated record. Lineage: Eukaryota; Fungi; Ascomycota; Pneumocystomycetes; Pneumocystales; Pneumocystaceae.
GAAAAAACCUCAAAAAUGGAUGAUUUUUUAGCAAAAGUCUCUAUUGCAGCAGCAACAUUCGCAAUACGUAGCGGAGUAAGUAUUGCGGGAGGUAUUGCUCUGCGUCAGGUUUCUCGGUACAUUAAAGACAUGCCUUCUCAGGCUCAACGUCAAAUGUUAGAUUCUUUAAAAAAACAGCUUGAACAAAAGAUACGGAUUGUUACUCCAGCAAUUGAUUUGAUUGAGAUUAUUUCAGCACGAGGAAAUACAAGUCUUGGGAGUACGGUUCAUCUAACGAAUUCACUUCGUAGAGAUAUAAAUGCAUUUGCGAAGCGUGUAAGUGAUGCAGCAGAUGAGCAAGAAAUAUCGAAACAUAUUAAUAAAAAUAAUAUGGGAGUUAUUAUGACAGAUAUGAAGAAUCUUCUUUCAAGAAUUGAAGAUGCUGUUCCUCUUAUAUCUCUUGCAUUAACUACAUCAGGUGCAAACAUUUCAUCUUCACUACCAAAUACAGUUUCACCAUCUCGAUUAUUGCAAGCGUCAUCAUUUUUGAUUUCAGCAGAUUCAUUGUUUUGUAAAACCCCAUAUCCUAAAUUCCAGCAAGUUGGACCGGUUUUUAUAUUGAAACUUUAUACUAUUUUUUCAGGAAGUGCUAGGGUUGCACAUAUGAUUUCAACAAGUGAUAUUACAUGGAAGGAAGAGCAUGCUAAAUGUCUAGUAUCUAUUAUUCGGGUGGAUUUAAAUGAUUAUUCGGAAUCAAAAAGCGAUUUAGCGCGUAAAAGAGCAAAUGAAUAUGCAUAUGAAUUACAAGUGAUUGAGGAUUUAAAUGAUGGAAGAUAUCAUGAAGAAAUAGAAAAAAAAAGAGUAAAAAAAAACAAAGACGGACAUAUAUAUGGUUCUAAAAGAAAUAUACCCAUUCAUCUGAUUUCGAGACUUUUUUUUAAUGCUUCUGGAAGACUUCUUAAUAUCGAGGAAGCAAAAACACCAGUUCUUGUUCUAAAACUCAACCAUGCGCUCUCACCUCCAAGAAAACUAUUAGAAUCAAUUAGGGACGAUAACACGGAAGAUGAUGGAAAUCAAGGAAAUGUUGAUGAAGAAUCAUUUUAUGAUAAAAUUAAUGACCCUGAAAAUAUUGAAUGGAUUGCAUUUGAAAUUUGGAAUGAUGACGUAGAUGAUGAAGAUAAAAGUCAAGAUGAUACAGGCAGUAAUGUAAGUGAUAUUAGUGAAAGUUCAAGUGAAAAUGAUGAGUAUGAUAAUAUCUAUGAAAACGUAAAUAAUGGAGAGAGUUGUAAUAAUGAUGAGAAAUAUUUAAAAAAUAUGUCAUCUUCUGAUAAUCAAAAAGCAUCUAAGGAAACUAUUAAUGAUAAAAAUAAAACUUUGAAAUCAGAAGAACAAAUAGAUGAAUUUUCUGCAGCAUUGAAAGCAUUAGACAUUAAUGUUGAAAGUACAAAUGAAAUUUUAGAGCUACAAAAAAAUUCCAGCACCAAUUUAGCCACUUUAUCUCUUCUUGAAUAUAUCAUUAGAUUGACAGCGUUGCAAACAUCUGAACAAACAUCUUUACUUUCUGUUACUGAUGAAAGAAUAUCCUUAUUUUUGAGAGAUGAUAACCAUAAUUCUCGAACAAGAGAACGGACAGGAGCUUUGGAAUAUGGAGAAACGCCACAUAGCUCUCCAUCAUCAAUAAAACUUGAAAAAGAUAGUAUAAAAUCCCAGGAAAAUCGUAGAAUUAGAAAAGAUUUAUUGCUUGAUAGUCGGAAUUCUCCAAGAAGUCCUCUUUCCCUAGGCUAG